Messenger RNA from Nanorana parkeri, 1730 nucleotides. It is a transcript of the gene ZFP36L2, whose product is annotated as ZFP36 ring finger protein like 2. The coding region runs from base 170 to 1300 and encodes 376 amino acids. Lineage: Eukaryota; Metazoa; Chordata; Amphibia; Anura; Dicroglossidae. Gene Ontology annotation, molecular function: metal ion binding; mRNA binding. The record is from RefSeq and is a predicted model, not a curated record. The transcript has 2 exons.
GGGAGUCAGCUCGUUGCACUUAUUUCCACCCCAACCUCCCAGUCAAUUCGGACCUGUCACCCCCUCACCCUCCUCCUCCCUCGGAGCCUUUAGUCGUGGCUAUUCCAAAGCCUUUUAGGAACGCAGGAUCUUUUCGGUCCUCUGGACACUCUGCAAACUGGAGCUGGAAAUGUCUGCAACACUUUUAUCCGCCUUCUACGACAUCGACUUGUUCUGUAAGAACGAGAAAGUCCUGAACAAUCUGAAUCUGAGCAGCAUGCUGGACAAGAAGGCGGUGGGCAGCCCGCUGUCAGCCCCCAACUCCAGCCUGCUCCCGGGGUUCCUUCGCAGACACUCAGCCAGCAACUUGCAGGCUCUGGCUAACAACAACAACUUGUCCCCCAAGUUCUGCAACAACAACCUCAAGGAAUCGGUGGUGAACAGCACUGCUCUGCUGAAUAAAGAGAACAAGUUCCGGGAUCGCUCGUUCAGCGAGAAUGGGGAGCGCAGCCAGCACCUCCUGCAUCUCCAGCAGCAGCAACAGCAGCAGAAAUCCGGAGCUCAGAUCAACUCCACCCGUUACAAGACCGAGCUCUGCCGGCCUUUCGAGGAGAGUGGCACCUGCAAGUAUGGUGAGAAGUGUCAGUUUGCUCAUGGCUUCCAUGAGCUGCGCAGCCUGACCCGGCACCCCAAGUACAAGACCGAGCUGUGCCGUACCUUCCACACCAUUGGCUUCUGCCCCUACGGUCCUCGCUGCCACUUCAUCCACAACGCUGAGGAGAGGAGGCAGGCGCCUGGAGGAGGAGGCUCCCCUACAGACUGCUUCAAUGGCCAGCGCCCCAAACUGCACCACAGUCUCAGCUUCUCUGGCUUCCCCAACCACAGCCUGGACUCCCCUCUUCUGGAGAGCCCAACCUCACGCACACCUCCUCCACAGUCCUCUAACUCCCUGUACUGCGAGGAGAAUGUCUCCUGUGCCAACAAUGCCUUCACCUUCUCUGGCCAGGAACUCGGCCUGAUCACCCCCCUGGCAAUCCAGACCCACAACCUGUCCAGCUACAACCCUGCAGCCUACUGCCGCCAGCAGCAGCCAGCUUCUUCCAACACACCCCCACCGAGCCUUAACUUCCAGCCCCUGCGACGCCUCUCUGAAUCCCCAGUGUUUGAUGCUCCACCAAGUCCACCCGACUCCCUCUCUGACCGAGAGAGCUAUCUGAGUGGCUCCCUGAGCUCUGGCAGCCUGAGCGGAUCGGAUUCCCCUACCCUGGACUCUAACAGGCGCCUGCCCAUUUUCAGCAGGCUGUCCAUCUCUGAUGACUGAGCCAUCACCCCCCUUUUAUUUUUUCCUCUAGGGGGCAGUCAGGACUGGGGAGGCAAGUUGCUGCCCGGGCUGGUAUGAUUUUUUUUGUUUUUUAUAAUAAAUGAUCUGGGCUUCAUGGCCACCUGUCCGAGAACAGAGGGCAGUGCUAUAAAGCCCACAGCUGCUGCAGAACCUCUCUUCUUUUUUUUUUUUUUUUUUCUAAGGACAAGCACUGCAGCCUCUUUGUGGUCACGCUGUUGGUUGUAAGGCUCCUCUUCGAAAGUCAAGACAGUCAAAGCUCUGCAUGCUGAGGUUAUGUUGCAGCUGAGGUCUUUGGGUUCCACAAGCUGUCCUGGUGAUUGGACUAGAGGGUUCUUUUUUGUUGCCCACCCUGCCUUUAAGUACAGUGGAAGCAUCAGGGUCCAGUUUUUACCCCCCCUUUCUGUCACAA